AUGGCGAGCGCAAUUUCAAUCACCACCACGUUUGCUCCGACAAACCUGAUGAUGAGGAGUUUCCCAGCGAUGACGAGGCGGAAACAGAGAGAGAGAGACACAACCGGCGACGGCAAGGCGGUGACAAGACAGAGAGCGAGACCCGGAGAGGCGAGGACGGAGAGGGAGAGACACGACGACAAGAUCUACGUUCACCUGAGGCCUCGCGUUGCCAGAUUGUUGGACAGCCUGACAUCGUGCGCUGUCAAUUUGCUGUUAUUGAGAAAGGACCGCAAUGGCAAUAGGCAGAUCUGCUUCGGCAGCAUGUCCGGCGACUCCGAUCUGAUCCAGGGAACCCCGAGAAUCGACAUUCUGUGGGCCAAUGAUUCAUUCCGCCUGAGGAUUAAGUGCCAUUUAUGCGUGCCCAGACACCUACACAUAUUCUAUGCAACAGAAGUUGUCAUCGGCCUUGGGUAUCUUCAUUGUCUAGUUAUAUUGUACACAAUAGCUUGGAUUCUGGAUGAGUACUCAGAAAUUUCAUGGUCACUCACCUGCAGUUAUAGCAAAUCCAAUAGACGUGAAGCAGCAACUGAGCGUGGAGUUGUAUUUGUGACUGAAGCCUUACUCGCUCAACAUGGAAAACUGAUAAAGGAUCUAACAUUAGCCCUCCAGGGUUUGGAAUGUUGGAUCAUGGGCUGCAAAGCUGUUACAUGA
This is a messenger RNA of Striga asiatica, 693 nucleotides long. The record is from the annotation of a GenBank genome assembly. NCBI's taxonomy places the organism in Eukaryota, Viridiplantae, Streptophyta, Magnoliopsida, Lamiales, Orobanchaceae.